AGAGAGAAAGGGUGGGGGAACAAACGGAUAUAGAGCAAAAACAGAGAACAUAAGAGAGAGAGAGAGAGAUGAAGGGAAUUAACACCCAUGGAAAAUAUGCUGCAGGGAGCUCUUGAUAACACAGCUGCUUCAUCGCACAGCUCAGCUGAUUUAGAUUUUCCAUCCCGCUCAUGAAGGGAGGGUGUUCAGGGAGCGAGAGAGGAUCGCAGUUUGAUAGAUCGCAGUUUUCCAGCACUACAUGCCCAGCAGGAAUGUGUCAGAACGGAGCGGACUGAGGUCGGUAAAACUGAGUUUAGGCUAUAGUCAGCAGUGACACACAUUUUCCAGCCCUCGUGCUCUUGGUUUGUGUGGAGAUGAGUCAGCAUAGACAGCAGUCUAGUUGAAGAGCAGUUAAAGAAGGAGGACUAUAGUUUCACUCCCUCCCUUUCUGAAGGGGCCGGGCCUGUCACCGCGCUGUUGAGGCUCUUAUAUAAAGAGCAGAGAACAAGCAAGCAAGCGUGCAGUCUGACUGAGCCUCAGAAACGUUUAAUCAGUAGUGUAAAAACACGUGGUCCCUUGAGAAGAUUCUUUUUGGAUAAUACAGCUUUCCUAAGCUCUGUUAACAGAUCAGCGUGCCUCCAUCGUAUCUUAUUUUUUCUCACUAGCUCUUUUGACGUGCUGCUCGUUUUGGCUGUGACCUAUUUCUGGUAUCAACCACAGCCUUGACUUCAAAAGAAAGAAAACUGCACCUAACAGGGAAAUUGAAGAAGACAAGGAUUUAUUUCUGAUCCGGAUCUCUUUCUGCUCUCACGCUGGGGAAGGCAAAACGGACCCCUUUCAGAUUUCUCACUUCUCAAGUCCGCUGCAGGAUCCGGCAAGCAUCCAUCAUGCACCUGAAAACCAUGAAGUGCAACCGCUUCUGCCUUAUCGCAUCCCUAGAGGACCUGGAUAUGUUUAAUAGACCUGAGGCCAGGGCUAGUUUCGAGGAGCUCUUCCGUGCCUUUGAUAGUGAAGUUACCUUUCAGUAUUUCAAGAGCUUCAGGCGAGUGAGAAUUAACUUCAGCAAUGCUCUAGCAGCUGCAGAGGCAAGAGCAAGACUCCACAAGAGCGACUUCAACGGCUCAGAGCUCAGACUUUAUUUUGCCCAGUCAGUACAUAUAGGAAGUGCACGAUUGGAGCCUCCUAAACCAGAGAAGCAGUUCCUCCUCUCUCCACCUCCAUCUCCUCCUGUGGGAUGGGAACAGGCUAAGGAUGCCACACCGGUCAUCAACUAUGACCUUCUCUGUGCCAUCGCCAGACUUGGCCCAGGGGAGAAAUACGAGCUACACUCUGGAACCCCUACUACCCCCAGUGUGGUGGUGCACGUGUGCGAGAGUGAUCAGGACAGCUCCGGUGCCGAGGACGAUACGGACAGCUUCAGACGGCCACGACCCAAAAUCAUCCAGACCCGGCGUCCAGAUUACAGCUCCUCCGUCACCCAGUGAGCAUGAGGAGUAUGUCCUUGUGCUGUUAAGUUUGUUUUUCUGUCUUGGGACUGUCAGGCGUGCAGGUAGUCUGUCCGCAUAGGGGAAGCGUUCAGUCAGAGCUCAGCCCUGCAGAGAAAGACACAAUACAUCUGCACUGUCUUUCAGGGGAAAGUGAGUUUAUUGCAUGUAUUUGUUGAUAAAGUGGCUCAUUUCUCCACAUCUAAAGGUCAAGGGGAUUUCAUGGACGGUUUCCAUUGAUGUCUAUGGCUACAGAGAACAAAAGCCUUUUGUUGUGGCUUUAUUUAUUUCCUUUAAUUUGAGAAGCAUGUUUUAGGGCAGUGAAAGGAGAAUUUUUGUGAUGGAACUCAUCAUGGUUUUCGGGUUUUUAUUUGAUCAAUAGUCUCCUUUUUACACAUGAUGUUUUCUUUAUUGUUGGCAUCAAUGGAAAAGUGAGGCAUUGUUACAAAGCCUUUGUGUGAAUGUUCGUAAUGUUAGACGUUUAACCUUUGUGAUAAUGGGUUUGGUUUUUUUUUUUUUUUUAUAUAUAUAUAUGUUGGUUGUAAGGAAACACAAGGAAAAGGAAAUACAAAUUUAAUUUAAUAAGCUUAAUUUCUCAAAUUAUGAUAUGUUGAAUUAACCACUUGUUUACCAUUUAUUUGACAAACGUUUUUGGUCAUUAGGAAUGAAAUGUUUAUUGCACAUCCUGACACAUUAUCUUGAUGAUAAUAUUUGUAUGUAAAUAUGUCAUGACUGUAAUUUGCAUUAAUUUCCUUCGACCAUAACACUGUAAUACAGUCAGUUUUAAUAUGGAACAACCUUUAUGCCCUUUACUAGGAUUUGCACAUGUUACAUUUGUUACAUGGUGGAAGUCAUCGUACUAAUGUCUGCUCUGUGUGUGUUGUUGGACUGUGUACGUAUGUUCACCUCAUUGUAAUGUCUUAAUUGUCUGACUGCUAAGAAAACUGAAAGACCCUGCUUGGUUUCCACAAACUUGUCGACUCAGUAACAGCUUGGAUGUAUGUAUUGUGAUUUGUACCUUAACAACCAAAAUAAUAAAUCAGGAUUUUGACUUGUA
Messenger RNA from Hemibagrus wyckioides, 2520 nucleotides. RefSeq names its product regulator of calcineurin 1a (gene rcan1a). Gene Ontology annotation, biological process: calcium-mediated signaling. The transcript is spliced from 4 exons. The coding region runs from base 867 to 1463 and encodes 198 amino acids. Lineage: Eukaryota; Metazoa; Chordata; Actinopteri; Siluriformes; Bagridae. Gene Ontology annotation, cellular component: nucleus; cytoplasm. Gene Ontology annotation, molecular function: calcium-dependent protein serine/threonine phosphatase regulator activity; nucleic acid binding. The record is from RefSeq and is a predicted model, not a curated record.